This is a messenger RNA of Hansenula ciferrii, 1665 nucleotides long. RefSeq names its product General amino acid permease (gene AGP8). Gene Ontology annotation, cellular component: membrane. Bases 1 to 1665 code for a protein of 554 amino acids. The record is from RefSeq and is a predicted model, not a curated record. The transcript has a single exon. Gene Ontology annotation, biological process: amino acid transmembrane transport. Gene Ontology annotation, molecular function: amino acid transmembrane transporter activity. NCBI's taxonomy places the organism in Eukaryota, Fungi, Ascomycota, Saccharomycetes, Phaffomycetales, Wickerhamomycetaceae.
AUGUCCUCAUCAAGUGAUAUAGAUAAAAAGACAAAUGACUACAUUGUCAAUGUUGAUAAUAUUGAUAGAAUAGAUCUAGAACAAGGUUCAAUAGAUGAUGUUAAAGCUAAUGAUUUUGAUAAUGGUUCCAUUUUCAAUGAAGAUCGUCAUAGAUUAAAAACAUCAUUAAACCAACGUCAUAUUCAAAUGUUAGCACUUGUUAGUGUCUUUGGUACUGGUAUUUUCCUUUCAUCUGGUGGUAUCUUAGCUACCGCUGGGCCUUUAGGUACGCUAUUAGCUUAUAGCAUUGUUGCAUUGAUUGUUGGAUUAAAUCAAAUGGCAAUGGCUGAAGUCGCUUCAUUAAUGCCUGUUACUUCUGCUACUGUUCGUCAUCUUGAAUUAUUUAUUGAUCCUGCUUGGGCUUUUGCUUAUGGUUGGAUUAGUGUUUGGUCUGCAAUAAUGCCUGGUGAAAUUAGUGCAGCUGCUGUUAUUGUUUCUUAUUGGACUGAUAUUAAUCAAGCUGUUUGGAUUUCAAUAAUUAUUGCUUUAAUUAUUGCUUGUAAUUCUUAUGAUGUUAGAAUUUAUGGUGAAAUUGAAUUUGGUUUUGCAUUGAUCAAGAUGACUCUAUUAAUUGGUUUAAUACUUGUUUCUAUUAUUAUAACUUCAGGUGGUGGACCAAGUCAUGAAACUAUUGGAUUUAGAUAUUGGAAAGAUCCAGGCCCUUUUAAAGAAUAUCUUACAACUGGUAAUUUGGGUAAAUUUGCUGGAUUUUGGAAAGUUUUAUCAGGUGUUGUUUAUUCAUAUGGUGGUGUUCAAACAGUUCCAUCAUUAGCUGCAGAAGUUAAAAAUCCAAGAAGAACUGUGUUUACAGCUUGUAAACGUGUUUUCUAUAGAGUUUCCAUUAUGAUGAUUUUAACUGCUUUUUGUUUAACUUUAAUUGUUUCACCAAAUGAUAAAGCAAUUGCAAAUUCUACAGGUAAUGCAACUUCAUCACCAUUUGUUGUUGCUAUAAAAAAUGCAAAUAUUAAGAUAUUACCACAUAUUAUCAAUGCCGCUGUUUUAACAUCUGCUUUCAGUACUGGGAAUAUGUCUGUUAUUCAUGGAUCAAGAACUUUAUUUGCACUUGCUGUUAAAGGUCAAGCACCAAAAAUUUUCUUAAAAACUAAUAAAAGAGGAUUACCAUGGGUUGGUACAAUAUUUGUUGCAAUUUUCAUGCCAUUAGCUUAUAUGAAUGUUUCUAAAAAUGCUGCUAAUGUUUUCAAUUGGUUUCAAUCUUUAACUUCUGCAAAUUUAUUAGUUGGUUGGAUUUUCAUAUCUGCAAAUUGUAUUCAUAUGGAUUGGGCAAUGAAAGCUCAAGGUUAUUCAAGAGAUCAAUUACCACAUAAAUUUAAAUUUGGUAUUCAAGCAGCAUGGGUCUCAGGUAUUGCUUCAUUAAUAUUAUUAUUAACUGGUGGAUUUAAGAAUUUUGUUAAAGGUAAAUUUGAUAUGGCAAGUUUUUUUGGUUCUUAUUUCAUUAUACCAUUAACUAUUGGUCUAUAUACUUUUUGGAAAUUUUAUAAAAAAACUAGAUAUUAUAGAUCUCAUGAAGUUGAAUUACAACCUUUAUUUGAAGAUAUAAAGAAUAAUCCAGAAGAUCCACCAACUAAAUUGAAAGGUUGGAAGUUGUUGACUUUAUUAUGGUCAUGA